Penicillium subrubescens is the source of this 1860-nucleotide messenger RNA. Its product is annotated as CNOT2/3/5 family protein. The coding region runs from base 1 to 1860 and encodes 619 amino acids. The transcript is spliced from 3 exons. The record is from RefSeq and is a predicted model, not a curated record. Gene Ontology annotation, cellular component: CCR4-NOT core complex; P-body; nucleus. Gene Ontology annotation, biological process: nuclear-transcribed mRNA poly(A) tail shortening; regulation of DNA-templated transcription. Lineage: Eukaryota; Fungi; Ascomycota; Eurotiomycetes; Eurotiales; Aspergillaceae.
AUGACCUCCCGAAAGACACAGCAAGAGAUCGAUAAGACCUUUAAAAAGGUCGCCGAAGGGAUUCAGACAUUCGAAAGUAUUCAUGAGAAGGUCAAGGCCGCCACGAAUCCCACCCAGCGCGAUAAGCUCGAAGAGAACCUCAAGCGCGAGAUCAAGAAGCUGCAAAGGUUCCGCGAUCAGAUCAAAUCAUGGGCAGCUGGCAACGAGGUCAAAGACAAGGCUCCGCUACUCGAGCAGCGGAAGGCCAUUGAGACGUGCAUGGAGCAAUUCAAGGCCGUCGAGAAGGAGAUGAAGACGAAAGCCUACUCCAAAGAGGGUCUCUCCGCCGCAUCACGACUCGACCCGAAGGAAAAAGAAAAGGUAGAAGCAUGCGACUUCCUGUCGACCAUGGUCGACGAGCUCCAACAACGGAUUGAGGCCAUGGAGGCCGAGGAGGAGGCAUUGCAGGCCCAAAUGAAGAAGGGGAAAAAGGACACGAACAAGGCCAACCGCAUGGCAGACAUCUCGAGGGUAACGGAACGGCAUAAGUGGCAUGUCAACAAACUCGAGUUCCUCAAUCGAUCCUUACAGAAUGGCAACUUGGAGGUGAAUCAGGUGCUAGAUCUCAAGGAGAGUAUCAAGUACUAUGUCGACGAAGGGCAUAAUGUUGACUACUCUGGAGAGGAUGAAACGCUCUAUGAUGACUUGGAUAUUGGAGAGGAGGUCGAGGCUCAGUUCGGCAUGGGAGCAGAGAACGAUCGUGUAUCGUCUCAAGAUGCCCAAUCCAUUCAAGACGACGAACCAGAGCCGAAGCCGAAGCCCUCGAAAGUGGAUGCUACAUCACAUCGUCGACCGUCUACACAGAUGAAGUCACCGCUCCCCGUUCUUGCUACGCUCCAUCCAUCCGCCUCGUCCAGUGCCCUCCCAGGCAUGAAACCCGCCCCUCUACCGACUCGCCUGCCUGGAGAAACGCUCAAGUAUGCUUCCGCCGCGGCGGCUGCAGCUGCCAGCGACAAGAGUGGUGUUGGGAUUCUGCCUCUGCCCCCACCACCGGGUGCUAGUCCUGCUUUUUCAAACGUUCUCCCCGUCUCGAAGGCAUCAUCCACAGCUUCGCCAGUUGUGUCUUCCGUACAACCUGUCGCUAGGCCAACGACAACGGCCGGACCAUCUGCACCACCAGCAGUGUCCGCAUCGUCGUCGGAAGAGGCUGUGCCAUUGGCAGUGCGGUCUAAGACAGCUGUUGGCGCAGCAGCCUCUAGCUCAUCAUCGCCUGCACCCGCCCCAACGCCCAAGGCAGAGACGGUUAAAGAGAAACCCACAACGAACGGCAAGACAACACCCAAGGAAGCAGCCGAGGGAGAUGAGUCAAUAUUCCACUUACCUCCCGGUCUGCAAGACCUGAUCCAAUCGUUCGAGGUGACCAAAGACCGCGCCACGGCGAACCCAACACCUGCGGUACAGCGUCUUCUUGCGACUUCUCUCACGACAUGUCCCGAACCCGGCGAUGCAGAGAAACCCCGGCAUUACAAGCCGCAAAAUCCCUACAACACUCCCCUCUACUACCCGCAAGAACCUCUAUCCAUCUUUGACGACCCACGAUUGUACGAUACUGGACGUAUUGACACGGACACGUUGUUUUACCUUUUCUACUACCGACAAGGGUCAUAUCAGCAGUACCUCUCCGCUAAGGCGUUGAAAAACCAAAGUUGGCGCUUCCAUAAGCAGUACCAAACAUGGUUCCAGCGCCACGAGGAGCCAAAGAACAUCACGGAGGAAUUUGAGCAAGGCACCUACCGGUUCUUUGACUACGAGAGCACAUGGAUGAACCGGCGCAAGGCUGAUUUCAAAUUCGUGUACAAAUAUCUCGAAGACGAGUUGUAA